AUGGCUAGUCACUUGUCAGCAACAAGACAAGGAAUGGAUCAUAUCACAACAAAGAGAGAACGAGAUUCUCCACCAGCAAAGGAGCAGCGUCAACAGACCAAGCAACAAGGUGACAGCACACCAUCUUCUUCUACUACCUAUGAGAACAGCAGGGCGGGGCAUGAGGUGCAUCAUUCCCUCCGCUACCCACAUGCAUCCAUUCAUCCCCACCAUCCAUUUCCCACCCUGCCCUACAUGAUUGACCCAAGGACAAACUUCAUUGACCCUAGAUAUGCUAUGGAUGGUUGCAUAGGGUAUCAUCCACCUAUCCCUGUCAAUUCUAGAACACAUGAGGGCAGGUAUCACUUUGACCACAUGCAUCAUCCUCUACACGGCCACACCCCUGGCAGUAGUCCAGUACUUUCUGAUGUAUCAUUAAUCCGUCUCACACCUCAGCGUAGUGGUUUGGGUAGCCUUGCUGAGAGUCCUAUCUAUCCUUACUAUGCUGUACCUCCAUACGUAGAUCAUCUUCAUGGUAGUCCAGCCCUCUCCAUGUUAUCACAUGCCAGAGGCAUUAGUCCCACAGGCUCAAAUUCAGACCUACAUCCACCCAGUACUGCAGGCAGCAUCGAUCAUCCAGCAUUGGACUUCAGUUCAGUUGAAGGUAAUUGGUGA
Molecule: messenger RNA, 654 nt
Organism: Lytechinus pictus (painted urchin)
Lineage: Eukaryota; Metazoa; Echinodermata; Echinoidea; Temnopleuroida; Toxopneustidae
Product: zinc finger protein GLI3-like
Exons: 5
Coding region: 1-654 (217 amino acids)
Biological process (GO): regulation of transcription by RNA polymerase II; smoothened signaling pathway
Cellular component (GO): nucleus
Molecular function (GO): DNA-binding transcription factor activity, RNA polymerase II-specific; RNA polymerase II cis-regulatory region sequence-specific DNA binding
Source: RefSeq, a predicted model, not a curated record